Molecule: messenger RNA, 2197 nt
Organism: Patiria miniata (bat star)
Lineage: Eukaryota; Metazoa; Echinodermata; Asteroidea; Valvatida; Asterinidae
Gene: stk33
Product: myosin light chain kinase A-like
Exons: 11
Coding region: 247-1656 (469 amino acids)
Biological process (GO): protein phosphorylation
Molecular function (GO): ATP binding; protein kinase activity
Source: RefSeq, a predicted model, not a curated record
AACGAUAAUCGCCCGGCCUCAAAUUCUGCUCUGCUCUGGAAUGGACAACAAGUUUUUUUUGAAGAAAAAUGGAAAUUGUUUUAAUUUGCUCUGCGGUUUUGAAAUUCCUGCAAACGUUUUCUGCCACCAUCACAGUAGAGACUACAGUAUCAGUGAAGGUAGUCGUUUUUGAAUAGGGUUUUUGUAAUGGUGGAAAAGACACGCUGAGAGGGGCUGACAACUCAACGCAGAUAUAACGUCGGCGUCAUGUCGCGCAACAGCCAAGAGAAGCCCUCGCGCACCGUGCGACACACACGCAUCGAUGACGAGUCGGUCAUUGAGAAGGUCUACACCAUCGGCGAGAAACUCGGAGCUGGAAGCUUUGGCGUGGUGCUGGAAGCCACGCACAAUGAGACCAAGGAGAAAUGGGCCAUCAAAAUUGUCAACAAGGAAAAGGCCGGCAGUUCAGCUGUCAAGCUCCUGGAGCGAGAAGUAGCCAUCCUGAAGAAAGUCCGGCACAAACACAUCAUUCACCUGGAGGCUGUGUUUGAAACCUCACAGAAAAUGUACCUAGUAUUUGAGCUGUGCAACGGAGGAGAGAUAAGCGAUUUAUUUAAGGAGAAAGGAGCAUUCUCAGAGGAAGACACAAGGACAACCAUUAACAGAUUGACCAGUACUGUCUCCUAUCUACACAAAAAUGAUAUUGUGCACAGAGAUAUAAAACUUGAUAAUAUUCUACUUAGUCGAGACCCAGAGCAUGAGGACGAUCACCUCAAUAUCAAGCUGUCAGAUUUUGGCUUGUCCAUUCUCAAGGGAAGGGCCGGCAGUGAUUCCAUGAUGCAGACAAUGUGUGGCACACCAAUGUACAUGGCACCUGAAGUAAUAGACAAUCAAGGCUACAGCCAACAAUGUGAUGUGUGGAGUAUAGGUGUUAUUGCGUAUAUGCUAUUAUCUGGAUACCCACCCUUCACCGGCCGGGAUGAAGACAGUUUAUAUGAGGCAAUCAGAAAAGGAGAAUUAGACUUUUCAGGUGCUGUUUGGAAGAAAGUCAGCAGUGAAGCCAAGAAUGCCAUCCAGGGUUUGCUGACGGUAGACCCAGCCCAUCGGCUGACAGCCAGCGAGCUCCUCCACCACCCCUGGAUCACGGGGGAGAAAGGCUCGGACAGCGACGGGCCCAAGAACGUCCUGGAGAUGAUGAAACAGUGGAAGGAUGAACUGAUGCUGGAAGAGAACGGGCAGGUGGACUCCAACGCCAACAUCACCGGGGAGGCCGAGUCAGAAGGAGGGGUUGGAGUCGGAGGAGGGGGGACACACCCCAAGGAGGAGGGUGUAAAACCAUCCGAAGAUGUCCCGUGUUUAAAGUCAGCCAGUGAAAAGAGCAGUAUGUCUUCAAGGAAAACGACACAUACAUCAAAAUCAAGCACAUCGAGGAAUUCCUCGUCAAACGGUUCGCACAGGACCAAAGCGGCCACCUCCACCACGCCCUCCGGCCAGGCUUCCAAGGCCCCGCCCCCACGAUCUCGGACAGCCGUACAUGUACAGCCACCAUCUCAGUCUAAAGCAUCUCCGCACAGAUCUGGAGAAGUUUCCGCAAGAACGGCCGCCACCAAACCCCGCUCCCCAAAAGCGGCCGCGAUCGCCGCGAAAUCCAAGCGGAAACCUCCAGUUGGCAGCUGAGACCAUUUUUUUUCCCUCCAAAAAAAGCGUCAAACUGAACUUGCUCUGGCAGGUCCUCCGUAAAUUUAUCAUCUAGGAGUCAAGUUUCUUUUUUUUAUUAAAGACAGAAAAAUAUCCAGCUCUUAGAUUUGUACACAUCAUCGAAGACUUAUUUAUGAAGUAAUCAAGAUUUGCCUGUAAGCAUCUUGGCGAUGUGAUUACCUGUAUGCGCGUAUUUAUAUAUUAGGCCACCAGUGGUCGGCUCUUUGAUUGCUCAAGUAUUCUUGGUAAAUAUAGCGCCAGCUCAUCUUCUGUUUUUUUUUGGCGAAAGCGUAAUGAGUAUUCCAUCCACUGCCUCAUCCUUCCUACUGUAUUUGAUGGUACUCGGAUGCAUAUGGUUCCUGUUCAAAUUGGAUCCAAGAUUUUACUUGUGUGUGUUACGCAGGAGCACACUCAGUCAUGUUUGUCUAUACGCCCGAGGACAAUGCUUUGUGUUUCCCUUUGUCCCUGUAAUAUAACACUCUUUCAUAGACUAAGCACAUCACCGUACAAUCGGGGAUCG